AUGACCAAUCGUGCUAUUGUCGAUUCUAUGAAUCACCUUGAUCAAUUAAUAUUCUCCGAUGACCCGCAUCAUCCCGCGAAUCUUAUCACAGAAUUAUGUGCGUUGUUCUAUAAUUUGGGUUGGGUCACUGGAACUGGUGAUAAUGUAUAUAUUGCACCAUCAGGCGUACAAAAAGAACGAAUCCAACCACGCGAUUUAUUCAUCCUUUCUUUGAAAACAAGAGUCCCUCUUCGCGCACCCAAACUUCUAAGACCAUCCGCGUGUACUCCACUAUUCUACAACGCAUACACAAUGCGUAACGCCGGCGCGUGUAUUCACACACACUCUCAAAAUGCUGUAUUAGCUACGUUAAUGUACCCGGGAGACACUUUUGAAAUCACACAUCAGGAAAUGAUUAAAGGAAUCAGAAGAGGUAGUACCAAAGAGAAUUUAAGAUAUUUUGAUACGUGUGUUGUGCCAAUUGUGGAAAAUACACCCAAGGAAGAAGAUUUGACUGAGAGAAUGGCAAGGGCGAUGGAUAAAUAUCCCGAGACUAAUGCUGUCCUGGUGCGAAGACAUGGUGUAUAUGUAUGGGGAGAAAGCUGGGAAAAAGCAAAGACGAUGGCUGAAUGUUAUGAUUAUUUGUUCGAGAUUUCAAUAAAGAUGAAACGAUUGGGACUGGAUCCAACCGCGAAACCUAUUGACGAAGCUAUAUAG
Molecule: messenger RNA, 696 nt
Organism: Ambispora gerdemannii
Lineage: Eukaryota; Fungi; Glomeromycota; Glomeromycetes; Archaeosporales; Ambisporaceae
Source: the annotation of a GenBank genome assembly